Messenger RNA from Zalophus californianus (California sea lion), 2305 nucleotides. RefSeq names its product aurora kinase A and ninein interacting protein (gene AUNIP). The transcript has 3 exons. Lineage: Eukaryota; Metazoa; Chordata; Mammalia; Carnivora; Otariidae. Gene Ontology annotation, cellular component: spindle pole; centrosome. The record is from RefSeq and is a predicted model, not a curated record. Gene Ontology annotation, biological process: spindle organization. Bases 278 to 1261 code for a protein of 327 amino acids.
UGUCACAUGCAGACACACAGGCAGCUCUAUGGAGAUACUCAUGUUGUGAGGAACCUUACUGAGUUUGCUCACAGUUGUGUGAGUGAGCCACCUUGAAAGUGUAUAUUGCACCCCUGGCUGAUAACUUAAAUGCAACCUAAUGAGACUGUGAGCCAGAACCACCCAGAUGAGCUGCUCUCAAAUUCCUGAUGCAUAGAAGUUGUGAGACAAUAAAUGUUGUUUUAAGGUGCUAAGUUUUGUGGCAAUGCGUUAAUGCAGCAAUAGAAAGACACAUUUAAUGAAGCCAGACACCAAAAUGCUAACACUCUUUCCUGGAGAGAAAAAGGCUAAGAUUUCUUUUACUCAAAGAAUUCCACCUACAGGCACUCGGCAGACCAGCAUUGCUUCCUUCUUCACCUUGCAUCCAGGAAAGACAAAUGGUGGUGACCAGAGGAGUGUUUCAUCUCAUAUAGAAAGUCAGAUCAACAACGAGUCUAAGAAAGAUGCAACCCAUCUAGAUCAUCUGAUCCAGGGCUUGGAGGACGAUUGCAUGUCACCCCCAUUAGCCACUUCAACCCCUGCAGAUACCCAGGAAGCUGGACGUUCUCCUCAUUCCCUCCAGGCUUCUGACCACCACAGAAUGGGAACUCCAUUUUUGACUAUGCUGUCUUUGCCCCAGUCUGACACCUUGGUCUGUGCUGGAAAGAGUAAAGCCUCAAUCUCUUGUUCCUUCACUCAGAACUUGGAAGGUUCUUACUUGCUGGACCAAAAGGAAGGAGAGAAAGAUUCUUCCUGGAAAAGGGAAUGGCUUCAUGGAUCUAAGGAAAAAAACCAUCAGGAUGUGGAGAGACGCGUUCAACCACCUGGGGGCGAGGGCCUUCAGUCCCUGGACAAGAUUAAAUUGGAAAAGGUGUCUGCCAGAGAAACCAGGCAGGCCCCCAUCCUCCUUCAAACAUGCAGGGAUUCCUGGAAUGGAGAAAACACAGACUCAAUGAAACAAAGCCCUUGUCCUGUCCCUGCGUUUUCCUGGGACAGUGAAAAGAAUGACAAGGACUCCUGGAGUCAGCUUUUCACUGAGGAUUCUCAGGGCCAGCGGGUCAUUGCCCACAACUCCAGAGCUCCUUUCCGAGAUGUAACAAACAAUCAGAAUCGGGGCUUACAGCAGUUUCAUAAUAGCUCUUGGGCUCAGUGCCAGGAGAGGCCCACUCAGUUAAAUCUGCAGCCUGAUUUGCUCUUUACGCAGGACUCUGAAGGUAAUCAAGUUAUCAGGCACCAAGUCUAAAUGUCUUUAUGAUGGUUGGUUCCAGAAGUACCUUGAGAUGACAAAGCUAUAGGAAAAUGUUGGGCAGAGAGGUGGCAAGGGAGGCAAGGGAUGACGUUAUUACUGAGCAUUUUCGUUGUGUAAAUAAAGCAGGAGGUGCCACUUUUGAGACUGUAUGAUUGACAUUGUGCCUCUCCCCAAGGAAGAGGUGGCUGGUAACCUUGUACAAGUCUGUGAUGAGCACCGAGGAGGUAGGGCAGGUAAUUAUCCUUCCAGUAAAGAGCCCUUACUCAGCCUGCAAAGCCACCUCUUUGCCCUUUCAGAUGUCUGACUAGGACACUGCUUCUUACGGAUGUGUGUUCUUCUAAUUUCUGGCUGUUGUCUUAACCACACAACCUUGGGACCAUUAUUUCUGACACCUUUUUGAGUGAUAAGGCACAUCCUCCUGGGUCUAGAGGUAUGGGAGCAGGGAGGAUAGAGAGAUAAAUAGAAAGUAGAAUGAUGGUAGGGUGUUUUUGGUUUUAAAGUAGGCUCCAUGCCCAGUGUGGAGCCCAAUACAGCUUGAGUUCAUGACCCUGAGAUCAAGACCUGAGCUCAGAUCGAGUCAGACGCUUAACCAACUGAGCCACCCAAGCACCCCAAUGGUAGGUUUAAAAAAAAAAAACAACUUAUUUUAUUUUUGUGGGGACUUGACAGCAUUUUAAAGUCUUAUAUUCUGUGUUUAAACUUCUAAGAAAAAGCCUUGCUGGGGCCCCUGGGUGGCUCAGUUGGUUAAGCGUCUGCCUUCAGCACACGUCAUGAUCUCAGGGUCCUGGGAUCGAGCCCCUCAUCGGGCUCCCUGCUCAGUGGAGAGUCUCCCUCUUCCUCUGCCCCUCCCCAUCCCCCAUUUGUGCUCUCUUUCUCUCUCAAAUAAAUAAAAAAAAUCUUUAAAAAAAUAUUUUUAAAAAGCCUGUGCUUUAAAAAAAAAAAAAAAGCCUGAGGCUAUAUAGCAAUCUAGCUGUGAUGAUACCAAUCUUCUACAACGUGUAAGAGAACUCCUUUUGUAAAACUAUGAAUCCAAAUAAA